This is a messenger RNA of Jaculus jaculus (lesser Egyptian jerboa), 3131 nucleotides long. RefSeq names its product transmembrane protein 150C (gene Tmem150c). The transcript is spliced from 8 exons. The coding region runs from base 290 to 1039 and encodes 249 amino acids. Lineage: Eukaryota; Metazoa; Chordata; Mammalia; Rodentia; Dipodidae. The record is from RefSeq and is a predicted model, not a curated record.
GACUAGCGAGCUUGGUCUGUCUGGGAGCCUUGGAGUGCUCCGUUCAUUGCUAGGGUCAGAAGUUGGCCCUGUGUUUGUUCAAUAAGAUGAAAGAAAACUGAGGGCGAGCGCCGAGCGGAGAGAAGUGCAUUCCGCCAGCGGGCAUGGAAAUGAGUGGUCGGGGCUGCGUGCAAAAGCCCUAGGUGUGCGGACCGAGGGGAGCCGGCGAGAAGGUUACCACAGGUCGGGAAUAAAUAACCAGCAGGCGGAGGAUCCCACAUCCCGCCCUGCCUUUUGUUGGGGCACAGGCAUGGAUGGGAAGAAAUGCAGCGUGUGGAUGUUCCUCCCUCUUGUGUUUACUCUGUUUACCUCUGCUGGGCUGUGGAUAGUGUACUUUAUAGCUGUGGAAGAUGACAAAAUUUUGCCAUUAAAUUCAGCUGAAAGGAAAUUCGGUGGGAAGCGUGCUCCCUACAUCAGUAUUGCAGGCGAUGACCCUCCUGCGAGCUGUGUGUUUAGUCAGGUUAUGAACAUGGCUGCGUUCCUAGCCCUCGUGGUAGCCGUUCUGCGCUUCAUACAGUUGAAACCAAAGGUUUUAAACCCGUGGCUGAAUAUUAGUGGACUGGUGGCGCUGUGUCUGUCUUCCUUCGGAAUGACCUUACUUGGUAAUUUUCAGCUCAAAAAUGAUGAAGAAAUCCAUAACGUGGGAACGUCCUUGACCUUUGGGUUUGGCACGUUGACCUGCUGGAUACAGGCCGCCUUGACCCUCAAGGUCAACAUCAAGAACGAAGGGCGGAAAGCCGGGAUUCCACGAGUCAUUCUGUCAGCAGCCAUCACGCUCUGUGUCGUCCUCUACUUCAUCCUCAUGGCCCAAGACAUCCACAUGUAUGCAGCUAGGGUCCAGUGGGGCCUGGUCAUGUGCUUCCUGUCCUAUUUUGGGACCUUUGCCGUGGAGUUCCGACACUACCGCUAUGAAAUCGUGUGUUCUGAGUACCAGGAGAACUUCCUGAGCUUCUCAGAAAGUCUGUCAGAAGCUUCUGAGUAUCAAACCGACCAGGUGUGACCAUCAGGUGGUCAGGUUGUCCUUGAGGUGAGGUGGGUGUGACAACAGGGGAAGAGCCAGAAGGACACACUCACAGGACUUGAUGCAACCUCAUGACACAUUUCCCACAAGCGUGCGUGUGCAUGCAUGCACACACACAUACACACACACACACACACACGAGUCACACACACACAUUCAUGGACACAUUUGCCAAAUGAGCUUUUCAGGGCGAGUUAUUUCUUAAGUGAAAAAGCACAAGCCCUCAUGUGUCGAGAUACAAGCUGUCACACUGACAAUCCCUGCACGACAGAGCCAGAAGCCUGUGCAUGAUCCCGUCCGUCCCUGCCCUCCCGGUAUGCUUUGGUCUUUUCACCCUCUUCACAUGUUUCAAACCUGGUUUCUCCCUACAACAGAGUAGGGCAGGCCAAAUGUAACAUGAGAAUAAUGCCAACUCCCUAAGUUGCCUUCAGGUCCAAAGGGCUUGGAAUGAGUCUGUGAGGAAGUUGUGAAUCUGGUACUAAUACUCGUGAAUGGACAACUGAGCAUCGUCUGACUGGAUGGACGCUGUAUUGGAGAUGAGAACCCCGUGCAGGCUGUGAAAGGCACGGACAGAACUUCCCCCCGGGGCCCCUUUGCCGCUGCUCAGUGGUCGGCUCUAUGAAAAGAAGGAUGCAGCAAAGUAUGAGCUAGAAGGAAACCCACUACCACCAUUAUCUGGACUGGAUUCACUCCACCUGAGAAUUACCUCCAAAUGUGAAUAUUCAUGGGCCACAUGGUCUGCCAGGCAUGGCACAAGAUGGGGGAAGUUUUAAUUUUUAGUUUCCGCAGGGUGUCAUGGAUGGUUUUUGUUGUAUAAUGGUUGGCCUUUUUUUUUUUUUUUUUUAAGAAAACAGAAAUAUCAUGGCUCUCUGUAGGUUUUAUGGAAAAAGAAGUCUACCACAGGCAGAGAAACCCAAAUAAACCUGCACCUCUGGAGGUGAUUAAAAACUACGAGGCACCUAGGAGAGGACAGUUUCAGCAUCUUGCUGCAAGUCCUGAUCAGUAGUGACUCUUUAAAUCUGUUUCUACUGCUCAAAUUUAGGAGUUUUGGGAUUAAGCACUUUUCAAAUUUUACAUCUAUAGAACCUAUUUUAAAAACAUCCUCUUCUGAAGUGGGGCGUGGUGGCACACUCCUUUAAUCCCAGCACUUGGGAGACAGAGGUAGGAGGAUCAAUUGUGAGUUCGAGGCCACCCUGAGACUACGUAGUGAAGUCCAGGUCAGCCUGAGCUACAGUGAGACCCUUCCUCCAAAAACAACAACAACAACAAAAAUCCAACAUUGGCACAAAUGAUCUACCUGCCAAGAGCUCAGGCGUCAGGCCGUAGGUGAGGGGGUUCAGGGCUGUGCUUCACAAAGAACAGAAUUCCAAGCCCCAAGUGUAGGCACAUGGGCCAUGUAUAUGUAAAUAUGGACUCCUCUCUCACAAGCUCCAUUUCAAGAAAUCCCCAAACUUACUUCCUAGGGGCCAUGGAUAUCCUGGAAUGUAAUGUGAAAAACGCUGUUUUUAAACUCAACCCAAAGUUUGAGCUUCCCCAGGAGGGUCAGAUGUCUUUUAUCUGUGCAUUUCUCUCCUCUUCCAGAACAGUGCCCAGCACGUUAGGUGUUCAGAAGUGUCUGCUGAAUAGAAUGACUGAUUCAGAGUGGGGGGAAAGGAAAUCAGAGAGAUUUAAAAAUGAGUGAGAGAGUCAAAAGCAACUAACUAGAACAGAAAAAAGAGAAUCAAUGGUGGGCAGAAUAUGGAGUAAGAAUACCUAAAGAUGAAUGUAAGAAAGAGAAUCAAGGAAUAGGAUUCUCUUAUUUAAAAAGCAUCUCAUUGUAAAUAGUUCAAGGUGACAUUAGUUUUGAAUACUACUUUUGAGUUUCUGUCUUUUUUCAUUUUUAUAUUUUAAAGAUUUUAUCAGAGAACAAAGAUUUAUGAAACUUUAUUUUACACAAUCCAAAUUAAACAGCUUUUGGUGAUGCACUGUACACCUUCUAAGAAAAAAAUAACAGCACCUCUGAGCAGAAUCAAGCAAUGACUAGCAUUAUUCAUCGGGAUAUGGCCACUAAAUAAAAUUGGUUUAUGCAGAA